AUGAAAUUUCCACUGGAUCCCAACGAUGAGAAUCCUCUCGUGAAUCCCAGCAUCAACUUGGCAGAUCAGGAAUUCACCAAUACUUCAUCAUCUAUUCAUAAGAUCAAGCACCAGAAGUCUGAGACGUCAUCGACAUCUACGGCGUCGACGACAACAACAACAAUCCAAGAGACAUACCAUUUCCCCAAGAGGGUAAAACCCGUUCCGGUGCUCUCGUACUUGAGUGAUACCCAAAUCAGCGCGGUAUCUGGCGCCCUUUCGGGAUUUCUUGCCGGGGUAUCAGUGUGCCCAUUGGACGUUGCCAAAACUAGACUUCAAGCUCAAGGAGUAAUGCGAAUGGAUAGUAAUAAUAACAGCCCAACAUCGUUGAAGUAUAGGGGUAUAUUUGGAACAUUGGGGAAGAUCUUUGCCGAAGAAGGGGUUCGUGGACUUUAUCGAGGAUUGGUCCCAAUCACCAUUGGAUACUUACCCAAUUGGAUGAUUUAUUUCACAGUAUACGAGAAGGCUAAAGUGUUUUAUCCUACUUUAGUGAAACUGACCCUUGGAUACGACUUGGAGAAUGGUGAUAAUAAGCAUUCGAUGUUGAAAUAUUUCUGUUAUUCGAUUAGUGCUAUCACUGCCGGAGGGGUGGCCACUACUAUUACCAAUCCAAUAUGGGUGGUAAAGACAAGAUUAAUGCUCCAAACAUCUAAUGGUCAAAAUGUGUACCAAGGAGGAGCAGCACAGAAUUAUUAUUCCGGGACGUUGGACGCAUGUCGAAAAAUGUAUAAAAGCGAAGGGAUUAAAGUGUUUUAUUCGGGGCUCGUACCGUCUUUGUUUGGAUUGUUUCAUGUGGCCAUUCAUUUCCCAGUAUACGAAUAUAUCAAGAAAUUACUCCAUUGUGAGAACCAGUCGGGAUACUUGCAGAAUAACAAGUACCGAAUCUUGAAUAAUAAUGACCGUGAGGCCAAGGAAGAAAGAUUUUAUUUUUUCUUGAAAUUGAUUCUUGCUAGCUCGUUAUCUAAGAUGUGUGCCUCCACUUUAACUUAUCCUCAUGAAGUGCUUCGAACUAGACUACAAAUCGGUGAUGCUCCGUCGUCAUCGUCAUCCACAGUAAAUAAUCCUUCUACGUCUCGUCACAAGUCGAGGAUAGUGCGGUUGUCUGCGGAAAUUUAUAAAACACAAGGAAUCAAGGGGUUUUAUUCUGGGUACUGUACCAACUUAACCCGAACGGUGCCUUCGUCUGCCGUAACUUUAGUAUCGUUUGAAUUUAUCAAAUUGUACCUUGAGAAAAUCAAUUGCGCUGGGCAAUUCGAUUAA
This is a messenger RNA of Saccharomycopsis crataegensis, 1299 nucleotides long. RefSeq names its product NAD+ transporter. Gene Ontology annotation, biological process: NAD transmembrane transport. The transcript has a single exon. Gene Ontology annotation, molecular function: NAD transmembrane transporter activity. The record is from RefSeq and is a predicted model, not a curated record. NCBI's taxonomy places the organism in Eukaryota, Fungi, Ascomycota, Saccharomycetes, Ascoideales, Saccharomycopsidaceae. Bases 1 to 1299 code for a protein of 432 amino acids.